AUGCCCAUCUACAACAUCCAGCAGGGCAGAAAUGGCGUUUCAACCUUCAUCAGAUUUCCCUGCGACAGUGAAAUUGAUCCUGAAUGGCCGGAAUUCGAGGACAAUCUGAACGAGAGCCAAAUCUUUUCCUUUCCCGAAGAUCCGCCCAGUCGCCGACGCCGGCGACAACGUGACAGGCGCAGAAACUGUGGACCGGAAACAGAGACCUUGAAUGAUGACUAUGUCCCCUAUCCCGGAUGGGACCUCGGAGGGGGAGACAGAGAGGGGAGGGAUGGACGCAUGAGGCCACGAGAAACAGAGAAUCUUCAAGAUGAAUAUGUCCCUUACCCGGGCUGGGAUCUCGGGGAGGAAGAUCAAGAGGGCAGGCGUGGGCUCACAGGGUCACGAGAACCAGAGACACUUGAAGACGAAUAUGUCCCGUACCCAGGAUGGGACCUCGGGGAUGGAGAAAACGAAGAGAGCCACAGACAUUCAGGACAAUCAGGACCUACAUCUCGAAGUGGAGGUUGUCAAGACCGCCACUACCAUUCGUGUGGUCAAGUCUUUGCUGCUGAAGGGGGAAACCGACGCGGGCUGAACAUGAGACGGGCAACCAGACACAGGGGCUCUCGGCAUAGAGGUCAGGGCGAGCUGGAAGGAGACAUGGGCCACAGAGGUUCUUUCGGAGGAGGUUGGGAUAGAGAUCUCGCCCGGCAUGAAGACUCCAGAGACAUCGAGCCACAUCUAGAGGGUGGGAUAGACGGUGUGAUGAAGAGGAUCGCAGACAGACAACAGCGACGGAACAUCACGAAUGGCUUGCGGAGAUAA
Molecule: messenger RNA, 807 nt
Organism: Fonsecaea erecta
Lineage: Eukaryota; Fungi; Ascomycota; Eurotiomycetes; Chaetothyriales; Herpotrichiellaceae
Exons: 1
Coding region: 1-807 (268 amino acids)
Source: RefSeq, a predicted model, not a curated record